Tauraco erythrolophus (red-crested turaco) is the source of this 967-nucleotide messenger RNA. Lineage: Eukaryota; Metazoa; Chordata; Aves; Musophagiformes; Musophagidae. The record is from RefSeq and is a predicted model, not a curated record.
GCAAUUAACUUUGGAAUGCUUUCUUUAGCAGCAGCUUACAGAGAAUGCGGUGAAGAAAUAAACUCUGAAAAAGGUCCAAAGGUGACUUAUGUGCCUCCUCCUCCGCCUGAUGAUGAACAAGCCAUCUUUGCACGUUAUCAGACAGGAAUUAAUUUUGACAAGUAUGAUGAAAACGUUGUCGAAGUGUCAGGACUUGACCCUCCAGCACCAUUACUGGCUUUUGAAGAAGCUAACCUCUGUCAGACUUUAAACAUGAAUAUUGCCAGAGCUGGGUACUCUAAACUUACUCCAGUGCAAAAGUACAGCAUUCCUGUGAUACUGGCAGGACGAGAUUUAAUGGCAUGUGCCCAGACAGGAUCAGGAAAAACUGCGGCCUUUCUUCUACCAAUUGUGGCCCACAUGAUGAGAGAUGGAGUAACUGCUACUAGCUUUAAAGAGCAGCAAGAACCAGAAUGUAUUAUUGUCGCCCCAACUAGAGAACUGAUAAAUCAGAUCUUCCUAGAAGCAAGAAAAUUUGUGUAUGGAACUUGUAUAAGGCCUGUUGUAAUCUAUGGAGGUACACAAACAGGCCAUUCAAUUCGUCAGGUAAUGCAAGGCUGUAAUAUACUAUGUGCCACUCCAGGAAGGCUUCUAGACAUCAUUGGAAGAGAGAAGAUUGGUUUGCAUCAGGUGAAAUAUUUGGUGCUAGAUGAAGCAGACCGCAUGCUUGACAUGGGUUUUGGGUUAGAUAUGAAGAAGCUGAUUUCUUAUCCAAGCAUGCCACCAAAAGACAAACGUCAAACACUAAUGUUUAGUGCCACUUUUCCUGAGGAAGUUCAGAGGCUGGCUGGUGAAUUUUUGAAAACUGAUUAUUUAUUUGUUGUUGUUGGACGAGUGGGUGGAGCUUGCAGUGAUGUUCAGCAAAAUAUUCUUCAGGUUUCUCAGUAUUCCAAGAGGGAUAAACUGAUUGAAAUUCUACAAAGCAUAG